GAGGGAAGGGGCCGGGGGACAGCGGGGUCCGGCUCGGACCCUCCUCACCUUCUGCCCGCAGCCGUGGAACGAGCAGGAGGAGAGGAGAAUGCCCAUGGAAGCCAUGAGGAAGCUGGGUAGGAAAGCAGCGGAACCCCGAGAAGCUGAGAGUGCAUGUGGCGUUAAGAGCUGAGCUGUUCUCUCACUUCCCUUCCGCCCUGCCCGGACCCUCAGUGCUGGCUUGGCUUCCACAACGCUCAGCAAACGCGCAGUGUCAGGGGCACGCAGCGUGCGGGCUUCUUCUUGCAGUGAGUCCUGGUGAUGGCAGCGAUGACAGAGACCAACCAUAUCCAUGAAGUGAUGGAAGGGCCAGAAGGAGAUGAUGCCAAGUGCAGUUUCCAUCACACGAUGUUCCUGGAACCCCAAGAGAAGAAGAGGAACAUGAGGGCUCUGCUGGUUAAGCAAGCAAAGGAAACUUGCAGCUGUACCCCAGCCAAAAUUAAAGAUUGCGUUUUGGGGUUUUUCCCCAUCUUGCAGUGGCUCCCUAAAUACAACCUCAGGGAGUACCUCCUGGGGGAUGUCAUGUCUGGUGUGAUCGUGGGGGUCCUGCUGGUCCCUCAGUCCAUUGCCUACUCCCUCUUGGCAGGGCUGGAGCCCAUUUAUGGCCUUUACACCUCCUUUUUCUCCUGCAUCAUUUACUGCAUCUUCGGCACCUCCCGCCACAUCUCCGUCAGCAUCUUCGGCGUGGUGUGCCUGAUGCUGGGCCAGGUGGUGGACAGGGAGGUGGGGAGGGCUGGCUACCAGCUGGAGCCAGCUGUGCCCAAUGCCCUGCCAGGCCCAGGAGGGCACGGGAAUGGCACUGGGAACGGGACAGAGCCACUCUGUGACAGUGGCUGCUAUGCCAUAGCCGUGGCUGCCACCCUCACCUUCAUCUCUGGGGUGUACCAGGUGGCCAUGGGUUUCUUCCAGGUGGGCUUUGUCUCCGUGUACCUGUCGGAUUCGCUGCUGAGUGGGUUUGUCACAGGGGCCUCCAUCACUGUCCUGACCUCACAAGUCAAGUACCUUCUGGGCCUGGACAUUCCUCGGAGCGGGGGCGUGGGCUCCCUCUUCACCACCUGGAUAAACAUCUUCAGGAACAUCCACAGCACCAACAUCUGUGACCUCAUCACCAGCUUCUUGUGCUUCCUGGUGCUCAUCCCAGCCAAAGAGCUUAACGAGCGCUUCAAAUCCAAGCUCAAGGCUCCGGUUCCGGUGGAGCUCUUCGUGGUUGUGGCAGCCACUCUGGCAUCUCACUUUGGGCAGCUGAGGGAGACUUACGGCUCCAGCAUUUCUGGGCACAUCCCCACGGGGUUUCUGCCUCCGCGCCCUCCAGUCUGGACCCUGAUUCCCAACGUGGCGUUGGAUGCCAUCCCCAUUGCCAUCAUUGGCUUUGCCAUCACCGUGUCCCUCUCGGAGAUGUUUGCCAAGAAGCACGGCUACUCCGUGAGGGCCAACCAGGAGAUGUACGCCAUCGGCUUCUGCAACAUCAUCCCCUCCUUCUUCCACUGCUUCACCACCAGCGCUGCUUUGGCCAAGACCCUGGUCAAGGAGUCCACGGGCUGCAGGACCCAAAUGUCUGGCAUGGUGACCAGCCUGGUGAUCCUCCUGGUCCUCCUCGUGAUCGCCCCUUUGUUCUACUCCCUGCAGAAAUGCGUCCUCGCCGUCAUAACCAUCGUCAACCUCCGCGGGGCCCUGCGCAAGUUCAGGGACCUGCCCAAGUUGUGGCACCUGAGCAGGGUGGACACGGUGAUCUGGGUGGUCACCAUGGCGGCCACGGCGCUCAUCAGCACCGAGAUCGGGCUCCUGGUGGGGGUUUGCUUCUCCAUGCUCUGCGUCAUCUUCCGCACCCAGCGGCCCGAGGCGCCGCUGCUGGGCUGGGUGGCCGAGUCGGAGACCUACGAGUCCCUCUCUGCCUACAAGAACCUGCAAACCAAGCCUGGCGUGGUGGUGUUCCGCUUCGAGGCCCCCAUCUACUACAUCAACAAGGAGUGCUUCAAAUCCACCCUCUACAAGCAAACUGGGGUCAACCCCGUGUGGGUGAAGGCAGCCAAGAAGAAAGCAGAGAAAAGAAAGCUCAAGGAGAAGGAGGAGGGGUCUGGGGACAAGCGGAGCAGCAUCCCCGUGGAUUUGGGGUCGGAGCCCGUGGGGUUCCACACCAUCGUGAUCGACUGCUGCGCCGUGCAGUUCCUGGACACGGCCGGCAUCCGCACGCUCAAGGAGGUCUGCAAGGACUACAAGGACAUCGACAUCCACGUGCUGCUGGCCCAGUGCAACCCUUCUGUCAGGAGCUCCCUGCUCCGGGGGGAGUUCUUCAAGCAGGGGGAGGACCAGCUGCUCUUCCACAGCGUGCACCAGGCCGUGGACUUUGCCCUGGGCACGCAGGGGCAUGGUGCUCCCAAGAACUAGAUUGGGAAGAGAGGGAUUGGAACAAGGGCUGGGCAAACGUGUCUGUGUGUCUGUGCAAUCGAUGUGUGUGUGCUCAGGGAGCAAGGCAGCGUGGUGCCAGCACUCUGGUACUCUGCAAUCUCUCUGGAUUUACCUGCCUGAGGUGGUGAUUCCAUGGGAGGUGCUGAAUGAAGGCAGUUUUUAACUUGUUUGUGGCAAACCUGCAGAUCUUAAGUUUGCACAGGGUUGUUCAGCUCAUGUCCUCUCUCCAGAGCUUUGUGUGUCUCAGUUCCACCCUGAAGUUGUGAUCAAGUCUUUUUUGCCACCCUGUCCUUGUGGAUGGGGUGAGAUUUUGGAGUAGUCUGGACAUCCUGUGCAGCUGAAGAAUGAGGCAACUCAUUUCUCAUCCCUCAUUCUGGCCUUGCUUUCCAUCACCACACCCUUGUGUUUGCCCAGGAAGGGCUGCUAGGGACUGUUUGCUCUGGUCUUUACUGGGCAGUGCUUGAAUUUGCAAUCUCCCUGAAUUUCAGAUAGAGAAAUCAAAUCUAAACAUGCAGGAAAAUAUCUUGAUGAAUAUCUUCUAAGCAAGCACCUCUCACCUCCCGAGGUUUUGGCACUGCCUCCUAAUUCAGCCAGGCCACAAGGACAUGGUUAUCUCAUUUCUGCACAGGCCUUUACCUGCCUGUGCCCAUGGAAAUGCUGCCCUUCCAGCUUGAUUUAAUUUUUUUUUUUUCCACAGAUGACUCUUUAGAAGUCUGAUUAAUUCUUAUGGUCAGUCAAUUGUUUUCCUAAUAUUUAGGAGCUCUUUAGAAUUAUGAGCAUUAGAUAUGGAAAAUAUCUAGCUCUUUAAUUUUAACCAAAAAAAGUCCCUUCUAGGCAGUUUUUUAUGCCAGGUAGAGAGAAUCACAGGCACCAAAGUGAAAAGGGACAAAUAAAUUAACCAGCAUGUGCCCAAAUGUGUCCAUGUCACACAGACUGUACAUGGAUGCAGCACUUAUUGGCUCUAAACCCUUUGCUCUGUCCUGGGAGUGCACAGACCAUUGGAAAAAGAGCCAGGAAAAUUCUUUCCUGGACCUUUUUUUUUACCAAGUCUGUAUAAAUAGAGCUUUUUACUUUGAUUUUUAAAUUCUGUGGAAGAGUGCCUGUUCUUCAUGCUAAAAUACAAGGAUAGGAUUUUUGACUGCUUUUCCUCCCAGCAGUAGAAUAAAAUGGUGAAGACAGGAUUGAGAGAUUCACAGUUUUUCCUGAAUACCAGCUAUACACAGCACACAUCCCUGGAAGAGGGUGCUUUCCUCCCAUAGGAGUUUACAGUCUGGAUUUCAGGUGCUUCACAGCUUUUAAAAGGGAAUGGUGCUGUGAACAGGCAAUAUUCUCAUCCUUAAUAAUUCAAAAAUAAUGAGUCAGAAGUAAAAAAAGGUAAAGUAAAAUGCAGUGUGAGUUGUGAAAUGUUUACUUAAUAGAAAGAGAUUUUGAGUUUAAACUGUUUUGUUGUUUGGGUUUUUUUCUGAGCAAGGACCAGUAACUAUUCUCUUCUUUCUGUGAAAGCUGAAUGUCAUGGAUCACUUCACUCUGGGGGCCUCAGAGAAGAAUGAGGCAGCAGGAAGAUGAGUCCUUUUUGUGUUAACUGAACUUAGUGCAUUUUUGAGGGCACAGAGCAGCACAGAAGUGCUGGGGAGGUGAGGGGUGGCUGCAGCACAGCUUGCAAAGGGAGAACCUCACUGAUACCCACCCAUGGCAUGUCCUAGAGCUGGCCCUGCUGAGGAGAAAGCCUCUGUGUGUCACUGGGAAAAGUCUGCAGUGUUCAAACCCCACAAACGCUGUUCUGCCUCAGCCCUGAGGCUUCUUUGUGAAGGAGAUGAAUCCCAAAUUCUGCUGAAUUUUUCCUUUGCUGCCAUAACCUCCUGCAGGAAGGUUUUCCUGCUGGGCUGAGGAUGCUUUGUGCAGCCUGGGGAGUUGUGCUCACUGAACUGGCAUUGCCAGGGAGGAUUGGGCUGAGCUGUGGAGCAGCAGUGAGCAGGGUUACAUUUUUAGGCUGUAUUUCGGUUUUUAACCAAACCUGGUUUGUGUGCAGAGCCCCUGGGAGGGCAGGUUUGUCCCCACAGGGGUGACAGUGCCAUGGCCUGGGGGAGUCCCUUUGCAGCUCAGUUUGUUCACCUGGUCAGAAAGAAUCUCUGGAACUCUGAACUAAAGCCUCGAUGCAGCUUUGAAAUGCUGAGUUUUAACUCCUGUUUUGCCAGAGGGCAGAGCAGCACUGAAAGUGCUGAUGAUAAAGGACAGCACAGGUGGUUGCAAAUGUUUCAAAUGUUGCUGCAAAUGUUCCUGCCUUCCUGCAGCUGCUUGUUCUCACCCCUCUGCCCUGAGGCACGGGAGGAAGGAGCUGCUGCCCAGGACACUGCAGGGCAGCCGGGAUGGGACAAAAGUCAAAUAACAGCUGCUCUGGGUGAUUCUUCCCUCUUCCCCUCUCUCCCACGUUCUUUCCAUGCUGCCCAGGUGGAGAUUUUUUCACCUGUGACCGUGCACAGGUUUGUGUAACCAAGUUCCAAACCUUUAUUUAUUAAAAGAUGGUUUUGCAAAUCCAUUCCUACCUGUGCCAGGAAGAGAGGAAUAUCAGUGUUAACUUUAAAAAGGACCCACUUCCUGCAACUAGUGGGAUGUGUAUUUGUGGCUUCUAGGUAUUUAUUUACAUAAAAGCACAAUAAAACAGCCAUAAAAUAAUUUUUCAGGUAAUUAAAUUAGAUUAUAUCUAAAAGAUGUGCUGAACAUUACCUGGAGCACGUUGCAUUUGGCCUCAGUGCUGUUUGUGCAGCCUCCAAUUUUCAUUUCCAGCAAAACACAAACUAUUAAAAUGCAACAAUAAAAGCAGCCAAAAUAAAUACUUUUAAUGUUAUUUAAAAUUCAUAAGUAUCUAUUAAUGCAUGCUGCCCUGGCUAAAUGGGAACUGAAAUAAAUGCCAUUUGCCAGAGUUCAGUGCAAUAGGGCGUUCUUGGGAAUUAACUGGAGAUUAAAGCUUGUUAUGGCUGGAAUUUCUUAGAACAGUGGGUUCCAGCCCUGUCCCUCUUAGGCCUGGAAUUGUUUUUUAGCAAUGACAUGGAUCUGAUUUGAGCCUGCUGGCAAGCAGCACAUUUUUUGUGUAUGAACCCUUUAAAGCAAUCUAGUUUUAUCUUUAGGAAUUGGGGAUCACUGAUUGGAAACUUUUCCUCCAAAGCAUUUGUUUUAUAAAGGAAUCCAUGUAUUUAUAUAUUUGUGUUUUGCUGCUCUGUGAUGGAUGCAGCAGCUGGAUAUCUCCAUUUAUGCUUUUGUGAUACUCCUGUCCUGGAAAGGGCUCUCCUGCCUUCUGCUGUUUGAGAUGGACAGUGCUGGGCAUGUGCCAGGUUUUUAAGGGGAAAUCUGCCAUACUCACUGCUUCCUGUGCCUCCCCCAUCCCCUGAAUUUGGGAAGAGGGCCCCUCAGAACGAUUGGGUUUGGCUUAUCCAUCAGUCUGGAGCAGGGAUCUUCCUCCCAGGUGCAACCUCCAGAACCCCAGACCAGACUAGAGGCUGGUGUAAAUCAGCUCAGCUCUAUUCCCAAAUGUCCCAAUCAGCAAUUAUCAGUCUAAAUGAAGAAUUAAGAGAUCAUUAGCACGUUCAUUAAUGACAACAACAGAGCAUUAUGGAAAUGAGCUCUCAGUCUCAGCUGUACUGGAAAUCUCUUUAGCACUCUCCUGCUGAAUGCCAGGCUCUGUUUUUUUCGAUUUCACUUGUCUGAGUGUUCUGACACAAAACCCAUUUUCAGUCCACUUUACAAACUUCAGGCACUGCGGUGGGCACGGGGAGCUCGUUCUGGGUUUCCUUCUGCCCCUGCCAAGCUGGGAUUGAGUGAUGCCGAUGUCCUGUGAGGCUCUGCAGCUCCAGCUGCUCCCAGCACUGCAGGACCAGCCCCUCCUGCUGCUGCUGCUUCCUCCUGUGCUGUGCUGCCAGUCACUCAAAUAUUGACUGUAAACACAAGGAGCUGUGUGUGAUCACUGCCAUGUGACCUGCUGCUCCCUUCUCAUGAUCUUCUGAUAAAGCCCAAGCUCCUGAGCAGUAAAGUGAGUGUAAAACAGCCCCAAAGCCCCCCAGUCCUCUGGGAGAACCAGGGCUGGGGGCUCUGCUGGCUGAGGGGUCCCAGACUGGAGCCUCAGCCUGGUUUGUGGCUGGUGGGGGCUGCCAGGGUGUUUGUGGGGCUGGCAGAGGGAUGGUGGGGCUGUUUGUGGUGCCCAGCUGAACCUGGAGGUGUUUUUAUUCUGGGAUCACUGUGGUUUGUUGUCCCUUUGUCCACAGUGAGUGUGGCACGAGUAGAAACCAGAGAUUUCAGGGUUUGUGGUUAUUUAUUUUUGUCUCACUGUAAUCUCAGUCCACACCAGCCAGGCCAGCAGAGCUGCAGCCAUGGAAGGUGCUCCCUCCUGGGAGGAAUCUCAGCCACCCUUUUAUCUCUCCUGCCUUUUGCCGAGGGGUUGGAAUCCACUGCUGGUGGGGCUGAGGAGCAGAGGUGAGAACUGCAGGAAACAGUUAAAUCCGGGCUUUGAGCCGUGCCCAGAGCCUUGGGCUCAGGUUGGUGAGCUCUGCCUGGGCUCUGUCCCAGGUCCAGCUGAGGGUGAAACUCUUCAGGCAGAAAUCUGCUUCAGGGCAUUAUCUUCUCUUGUGGCUUGGGUUUCUUCCACCUGCUUUGGAGAAGGGAUUAAACACUACAGUUAACUGACAUUUAAAUUUUUUUUUAGUGGACAUUGUGAAGCUGAGAUGCAAAUAUUCCUGUGCUGCUCUGGCCAUGCUGGGCUCUGUGUCUGUGCCACUGGCUUUGUUCUGCUGGGUGUAGGAUGAUGCUCUGGGACUCCAGCCUUGGUGUGUUUCUCCACACCACAAGGUUUGCCCUUCUCUGCUGGCACAGACAAGAGCAAUCCUGGCUUUAGUGCAGCCUUGGCACUGGGAAUGACCUCGUUAAAUCCCAAGAAUUAAUUACACUGGGUCAUCAUCCUAAUGAGCCUUUGGAGGGUCAGCUGCUCGUGUGAAAAUUAACCUGAUUUUUAUAAUUUCAGUCAGAUUCUUUCUGAAGUGGAAAUCAUUCUGAGCCUUGCUUUUUCCUUGGAGAUCAUUGCAGUGCUAAAAGCAAGGCCUCUGGGUAGGUAAAAUGGCAAAUAUUUAAUAUUUAGAUUUAGUUCAUAGCAUAAUUAGUACCUGUCUAUUUUAUUCUCUAGAGAUUCUAUAAGCUAAGGCAUAAUGGUAUUCUUUGAUGUGCAAAUUCUCCAAAUAUUUCAGCAUUGGAUGGAGAACCAAAUUUCCAUUGAGGUAAAAUUACUGCUUCAACAUUUGAAUCCCAGCUCUGUCAGCACUUAGUCCAGCUCCCAAAUGAUCUAAAGAUGUAGGUGGGAAACAUUUGUUGAACUUGGGUCCAAUUUUUUAUAUCUGAUUUUUUUUAACUUAAAGAAGUAAAUUUUAUGCAUAUAUGAAAUUCAAUUGAAACAAGGUUAAGGAGAGGUAAAAAUCUCAUUUUUUAUGACAAGCACAUGAUUCUUUGAGUCUUUAGUUUUGUGUUUCUGAAUAUCUCUAGUAUGUCCUUGGUAUGGUCUGGGGUGUGAUUUUUUUUAAUAAUUGAAAAUUUAGAAUAAUUUUAGAUAACUGAGAAUACUGUUCUGCAGAACACAGAAAAUGGCAAACUGUGCCUUGAGCUGGUUGGAGACCCAGUUUAAGCAAACAGGACCUUAGGCCUGGACUAGAUCCCACUGGUCAGCAGAUCUGACUUGUUUACAAAAUAAUUUAUGUGUUCCUGGAGUAAAAGGUGGGGAAAUUAUGGAGUGUGUGGAAAAGAUCACUUUAUUUUUGCUGUGAUGUGUCUGUAAAAAGAAGGUGUAAAAGGCCCCAGGUGGGUGGUGGAGCUCAGGGUGCUGGGGGAGCUGUGUCACCCUGUGCCCAGGGUGGGGACAGAGCUGCUGCCACCAGCCACAGGUUUGUGGAGAAAACUGGAUUUUGUCCAUGUCCUGCCACCAGUUCUGUGCCCAUGCCCUGCCUGGUGGUGGCUCUCUCUCCUUGCCCUGUCCUGUCUGGGCUGUACCCAUUGUUAUUCUUCAUUGUUAAUUUGUCAGCAUGAGAAUUUUCUGUCAAAUCUGGGAAAAUCACUGGGAUUUCUUCUGCACAAUUAAAAAAUGACGUUUGUGGGGUU
This is a messenger RNA of Serinus canaria (Common canary), 8574 nucleotides long. It is a transcript of the gene SLC26A2, whose product is annotated as solute carrier family 26 member 2. Lineage: Eukaryota; Metazoa; Chordata; Aves; Passeriformes; Fringillidae. The coding region runs from base 301 to 2424 and encodes 707 amino acids. The record is from RefSeq and is a predicted model, not a curated record. Gene Ontology annotation, biological process: transmembrane transport. Gene Ontology annotation, molecular function: oxalate transmembrane transporter activity; chloride transmembrane transporter activity; bicarbonate transmembrane transporter activity. The transcript has 3 exons. Gene Ontology annotation, cellular component: membrane.